Cicer arietinum (chickpea) is the source of this 1443-nucleotide messenger RNA. Its product is annotated as lipid phosphate phosphatase 2-like. Gene Ontology annotation, biological process: phospholipid dephosphorylation; phospholipid metabolic process. The record is from RefSeq and is a predicted model, not a curated record. Gene Ontology annotation, cellular component: membrane. Gene Ontology annotation, molecular function: phosphatidate phosphatase activity. NCBI's taxonomy places the organism in Eukaryota, Viridiplantae, Streptophyta, Magnoliopsida, Fabales, Fabaceae.
GAUAGAGAGUGAACCACCCCGCGCCAAACCAUUUCAUUUCAAAGCGGAAACUUCACCGUUUUGUUCCUCUUCAUAAUAAACACAAUGAACGGUUUUCUUGAAUAAUACUUCAAAUUUUCCAAUAAAAUUAUCCUACUCUUGGAGAGUAGUUGGAGACUUUUCAAAAGAUUUUGGUGACUCAUUUGUCUCGUAAAUUAAUUCCUUCACAUGGCGUUGCGGGCUUUCUUGUCUUUUGCUAAAUUUUCGACAUUCUUUCAGGGAGGGAGACAGAUUGACCCUUCUGCACAUACAAUCAAGUCUCAUGGAGCAACACUUGCAAGAAAUCACAUUCAUGAUUGGCUUAUAUUGGUGCUUCUCAUGGUAAUAGAGGUUGUCCUCAAUAUAAUUCAUCCAUUUCACCGCUUUGUGGGAAGGGACAUGAUGGAAGACCUUAAAUAUCCAAUGAAAGGCAACACUGUGCCUGCAUGGUCUGUUCCUCUAUAUGCGGUUCUGUUGCCAAUUACUGUGUUCAUAUGCUUCUAUUUGCGCAGAAGAGAUGUUUAUGAUUUGCACCACAGUGUUCUAGGCCUCCUGUUUGCUGUUCUGAUAACCGGUGUUUUGACUGAUUCAAUUAAAGACGCGGUUGGCCGGCCACGGCCAGACUUCUUUUGGCGUUGCUUUCCUGAUGGAGUAGCUGUGUAUGAUAAAUUGGGAGGUGUGGUUUGCCACGGCGAGGCUAGUGAUAUAAAAGAAGGACAUAAGAGUUUCCCAAGCGGCCAUACAUCAUGGUCCUUUGCUGGUCUUGGUUUUCUCUCAUUGUAUUUAUGUGGGAAGAUUAAAGUUUUUGAUCGCAAAGGGCAUAUCGCAAAAUUAUGCAUUGUGUUUUUUCCUCUACUUCUUGCCUGUCUGGUUGGAAUCUCUCGAGUGGAUGACUAUUGGCACCAUUGGCAAGAUGUAUUUGCUGGGGGUCUUCUAGGGCUUGUUGUUGCAACCUUUUGCUAUUCACAGUUCUUCCCUCCUCCCUAUAAUGAUGAUGGAUGGGGUCCAUAUGCAUAUUUUGUGGCUAUGGAGGAAUCAAGAGUCAUUGCAAAUGUGAAUCGGGAUUCAGCCGCUGUACAAGACACCGAGGAUAGAAGGGUUACGAAUCAAGUGGCAAAUAGGAGAAAUGGUGAUCAUUUAUUCACUCCUUUCACUUAUCUUAGCCCAACCUUGGAAGCCAUGGAGAUGGGUCAGAAGUGAAGUCAUGAUGAUUUUAUUAUAAUAACUGUAUUUUUCCUCCCUAGUUCCUUCUGACUUUAUUUUGUGCAUAAUUAUAAUUGUAAUUGUUAUUCAAAAUUAAAAUGAGAUCUCUAUACGGCAACUCUAGAUUUAGCAAACCAGCAAUAUUGUGUAGUUUCUUGAAUUAACUUUUUAUAUUAUUAAUGAUUCAAUUUGUUAAUCAUCAAUGAUAACUUUAGAAGUAAA